CCAAGAUCAACCCUCUUGUCUCUCGUUCUUUCUCGUUCUUUCCCAGGCUCCAUCCGGGCCCUGUCAUUAAUAUGUCUCCUGCUCCGAUCGCCCCCACGACGGAGGAUGUCGCGACAUUCCUCCAACAGGUCGAGCCUCCCCAGAUCGCCCCGCACCGCUCUCACGACCCCUCCAACAACCAGAAGCGGAGCGACCCCUUCCAGUUCGGCUCCCGCUACCUGGAGCAGGGCGACGAUGUCUACGAGUUCAACGCCUGGGACCAUGUCAUCCCGGACGACGAGUUCAAAGCCUUCGCGGAGGUCCAAUAUGCGAAGCAGCGCGAAACCCCGGUAUCCGACUUCGACCGCAACCGUUUCAACAAUGACCCGGCCAAGUGGUGGAACCUUUUCUAUAAGAACAACACGUCCAACUUCUUCAAGGACCGCAAAUGGCUUUGCCAGGAGUUCCCGGUGCUCGGCGAAGUGGUCAAGCCUGACGCAGGCAAGCGCGUGGUGCUGGAGGUCGGUGCCGGUGCCGGAAACACUGCCUUCCCGCUGAUCGGGCUCAACGAGAACGAGGAGCUCAUGGUCCACGCCUGCGAUUUCUCCAAGACGGCUGUCAAGGUCAUGCGUGAGAGCCAGGAAUACAACCCCAAGCACAUCACGGCGGAUGUGUGGGACGUUACGGCGGAGGCGGACGAGAACAGCAACGGGCUGCCCCCUGGCCUCACUGAGGGGUCUGUUGAUGUCGUCGUUCUUAUCUUUAUCUUCUCUGCUCUGAAUCCGGAUCAGUGGGAGAAUGCUCUUCGCAACGUGUAUCGCGUGCUGAAGCCCGGUGGUCAGGUCCUUUUCCGUGAUUACGGACGGGGCGACCUCGCGCAGGUGCGGUUCAAGAAGAACCGCUACAUGGCCGAGAACUUCUACGUCCGAGGUGAUGGAACACGAGUUUACUUCUUCGACAAGGAUGAGCUGGAGCACAUGUGGGGCCAAUGGACCCCGGAGACUGGCAUUCCGAUCAAGAGUGCGACGCCGGAAGAGGAAGAGACUAAGGAGGAGCAACAGACGACUGACAAGAAGGGUGUCUUCGAGGUCAGGAAGCUGGGUGUUGAUUACCGGCUACUUGUUAACCGCCAACGCAAGCUGAAAAUGUACCGUUGCUGGAUGCAGGGACAUUUUAUCAAGCGUGACGAUGCUGCUGCCAGUGACGCAGUGAAGAGCGAAUCCUGAUGUUCUGGAAGCCGUCCAGUAACAGCGCGUUUUGUGAUUCUCGAGGCUGAAGGUACUAUGAACGUGCAAGGCGAAAAUCACAUGGCAGCCACCAGCGACAUCCGUGCCAAGCGGCGAUCGUUGUCUGGUCCGCGUGUAAGAGCCAAGUCGCCUUUUUAUGUCCCAUGUCGAACAGAAAGGCUUUCAAGGGAAGAUGUCCAAUAGCACGGCUGUGGUGAUACUUUUGCCGUGAACGUGACUUUCCCACCUGAAACAAGAAGAUAGGCUAUACGCCCUUGAUCAUGCGAGUGACAAUCGAUGAUGGCAGUCCAACAGCCACCCAGACCUUUCAAGCCGGUUCUUGCCGUCAUCCAACAGAAGCAGACAUGUGCCGGAAACGAAGCCAAAGCGAAGUGCUGAUCCAACACUAAGGAUUCGAUGAUACCCAUGACGAUAAAUAUAGAGUCUAGAUAUAGAUUUAUGCAAGUUAUUUU
Messenger RNA from Aspergillus heteromorphus CBS 117.55, 1678 nucleotides. Its product is annotated as tRNA(Thr) (cytosine(32)-N(3))-methyltransferase. The record is from RefSeq and is a predicted model, not a curated record. Gene Ontology annotation, molecular function: tRNA (cytidine-N3)-methyltransferase activity. The transcript has a single exon. The coding region runs from base 72 to 1205 and encodes 377 amino acids. Lineage: Eukaryota; Fungi; Ascomycota; Eurotiomycetes; Eurotiales; Aspergillaceae.